UUCGGCACGUUGAAGCGUUCGGCUAUUCUCGGUCGGCGGUCCGUGUUAGCGAAAGCAAAACCAGAUGUUAUCUCAGAUAACCACCAAUAUCGCACCAGCUACCAAACCGGGUGGAACGCGUGCGGUCAAUUCCGGACGAGACUUGGUUCCAGUCAGUCGUGUGCAACGGUCCCAGCGGAGAGCCUUCAAGUGAGCGAGAGCGAGCGCACAUUGCAUUGCAUCAAAAUCGGAUCGGAUCCGAAGCCCAGAAACCAUCCUGCUCCUGUGUGUGCGUGCCGGGUUUGGUUAUUUCGGAAGUGCGGGACACGUUUCAGUCCGCAGUCGAUUCCUACGAAGACCGUAGAGAUUGAACGACCGGGAUCCGUGCAAGUUGAUUAUAAAUUUAGUCGGCGACCAGGUCUUGGCCGGGCAGGUUGCUCCAAUGCCUCGCCGUCAUCGUUGACCAAUUUCGACUGAAUUAGAUAGAAGUGAAACAAGGUUCUAGAGAGUUGGCACUGUUGCCCGUAGUUGACCGUAGACUGUGUACCGAGCCCUGCCCAGGACAUCUGCUGCACAUUUCGGCAGCCAAGUGUUGCACACAAUUCGCGGGGUCGCAGUUGGCAGCAAGUGAGUUGACCGAGCGGCAGAAGUUUGUUCAGCUGAGGUCGAGUACAAAUCGUGGUAAAGCUCCUUGAGCUGGAUCCGACAUGUGACUGAAAGUGUAUCUCGGUGAAGUGGCAUUUCAGUUUGCGAUAGUGUCUACGAGAGUGAGGCGCGUGCAAGGAAGAACAAAAAAAAAUAGUGUCAGAAUAGAGCUGCCUAGGAACAACUGUUUCCAUGCACAAUGACGACGACGACGACGACGACGACUACGAAGAGGACGAUAUUAAUCCCAGACAUGAGCGUUUAUCGCUGGGACCGAAAAUUUAUGGCCCAUUGCAAACCUCCCUGAGAGUGUUGGCUCCCACAGAACAGCCCGACCAGCUGAAGUAAAAAAGUGAAGAGUUCGUUCGUACACAUGUGUAAUGUGGAGCGCGCUUCAACAUAUUCGGGAGGAAUUGACAAAUGACGGUCCACAAGUGAGUUCCGUACUUCUUCAUUUCCACAAUGAACGCUAGUCAUAGUGUUGAUUUACUUUGCAGUCUCGUAAGAGCCAGAAGGACCCGCAAACGAUUCGAAUAAGAGAGUGGAAAAAAUCUGAUCACUUAAUUUGACCAUCGUAAGCAUACGAGUCACGUGCGCGGUUGUGCGAAAGUGAGUUCCGAAAGAAAAGGUCGUUUGCGAAGCAAUUUCCACCCGCUGAAGGAAACAGAGGGAAAAAAUCCUGGGCCCCAUAAUUGCCAAAUCACACAAGAAAGUUUGGUGAAUCAAUCGAUGACCGAUCUAGAUGCGGGACAGGUACGCCGAGUGCUGCAUGAAGCUCUGGACUUGUGGGCCCAAAACGCGAAUUUAACAUUCCGCGAGGUGUACAGCAGCGAAGCGGAUAUCCAAGUCCUGUUCGCACGGCAAUUUCACGGCGAUGGAUACAAAUUUGAUGGCCCGGGAAAAAUUCUGGCCCAUGCCUUCUAUCCUGGCACUGGCAUUGGAGGUGACGCUCAUUUUGAUGAAGAAGAAACUUGGCUGCUGAAUGAGCCUCUUGGAACGGAAGGUACCCGUUUGUUUGACGUAGCUGUUCAUGAAUUUGGUCAUUCGCUGGGUUUGGGCCACUCAUCAGUCAAAGAAGCUAUUAUGUUUCCUUGGCAUCACAUAUCUUAUCGUGGAAAAGACACCAUUCCUGAGGACGAUCGUCUAGGUAUUCAGGGCAUUUACGGCCCUAAGAAGAAAACAUAUGGACGCAAUCCAGAACGUCAUACUCCAACCACCACGACCACCACAACUACGACGACUCUAGCACCGCCCAGGCGACCUUCAACUCGUACAUACUAUCCCCGUAAAGACCACAACGGUCAUCCAUGGGAGGGUCUCGAUCCCAACUAUCCAAACUACCCGAGAAGGACUACCACUACCUCAACCACUACAGAAAUCCCGCGACGUCGUGUCUACUUUGCGGAUAAGCCCCGAGGCGUCGGAACCACAUAUCCUACUCGUCGGACAUACCAAGAGCAGCCCUAUCCACGGGAGCCGGACACGGAACGUCCCACGCACAUUCCUACUCCAACCAAGGUACACCAUCAUCACCAUCACCACCACCAUCAUCGGACGCAACGGCCCGUCACGAGACCGCCACUACCACGCAUUCCUAAUCCAUGCGACACCAACUACGAUGCUAUUACCAUCAUCCGGAACGAGCUGUUCAUCUUCAAGGAUCGCUACCUGUGGCGACUCUUCGAAGGCGACUCGCAGAAUCGACCCCCAGUCGAGAUCGAUCGGAUGUUCUUCGGACUACCGAAGGACUUCGAACGGAUCGACACCGUUUACGAAAACAAACAUCAGAAGAUUGUGUUCUUUAUUGGAAAGCAAUACUACGUUUUCAACUCGCAACAUUUGGAACCUGGCUAUCCGAAGCCACUGACUCAUCUAGGACUGCCGGAAAGUAUCGAACGAGUAGAUGCCGCUCUGGUGUGGAGCUACAACAAUCGAACGUAUUUGUAUAGUGGGCGGCUUUAUUGGAGAUUCGACGAAGACGCCAACCAUGUCGAGCUGGACUACCCCCGAGAUAUGUCGAUGUGGAGCGGCAUCGGCUACAAUAUCGAUUCCGCCUUCCAGAACCGCGACGGCAGGACGUAUUUCUUCAAGGGCAAAGGCUACUGGCGUUUCAACGAUCUUCGAAUGAGCGUUGACCACAGGGACCCUCAUCCGUCGGCAGAGCGGUGGAUGAAGUGUCAACGGUUACCGAUGGUCGAUAUCACCACGGAAGACCAGGAGGAGGUCGUCGUUACCAGUGCUGGCCCUGGCAGCAGGCGAACCUUCGAAAGUGUGCUUCUGUUAGGUCUAGGGCUGAUAGUUAGCGUAAAACUGAAAUUUACAUUUUUUAGGGUUUAUUAGAAUACGCCAGAUGGUCAUCUAAUACUAGUUAAAGUUUAGCACCUAAAUUAAAAUUUUCACCGAUCGGGUUCAGCCUUUUCGCAUAAAAUCACGACACUGCCAGAAAAAGUAUUGUCUUUUUUAUGUUUGGUUCUGUAAACAAAUUUAACAUGAGCAUUGUGCAAUAUAGCUUAUAGUUUGAUCAAAUUACGUAGAAUGCUUUAGAAACCCUAGGAAGAAAAUUUUGAUUAGGAAGAAUUCCUAUUGGCGUAUAGAACCGUCUCUAUUCCAAUUAAGUUAGCAAUAUUAUUUACUUAUCAGAAACAUUGUCAAAGGAUCCUUUACCACAAAGCUCUCAGUAACGAUGUGCUUAGUAAACACUCCAAAGCGGACGUAGAAUUCUUUGUCUUAACAUUAAGUUAGUGAUUCUGUUAAAUUUUAUACACUACACUUUGUAAAAACAUAUGGCGUGAAUUUAUAAUCAAUUAGCCCUUGAUGACCAAAACAUUGAUCGUUGUCGCAUUUGUGAUAAAAGCCACGAAGUAGUUCUUUUAGUAAGCGACACCGCCUUAAAUCUCUUUUUUUAAUAAUGUGCACAGGUAAUUUAGAUAAUAAAUAGAAAAGGCAAAUAGAAUGUGUGGCUUCGGGACUGAAAUUUUGAAUGGCGUACAUCACCUAUAUCUACGAAUCAUUGACCAGCAAAGUGCGGAGCAAUGCAGAAGAAGCAACCUUAGGAUAUGUGAACUGGAAUUUAAGUUAUGAAAUGGAAACGCUUCUACAUUAGGGUUUAAUUAGUUUUGUUCAUAAUCUCAAUUCUAUUGUCAUCUAUGGUAUCCGGGAACUACAAGUCUAUCGGCCCAAAUCAAGAGUAUGCAAAACAAUGACUUAUACGAUGAUACAGUUUAAGUUCAGUAGAAUGACCAUGGAACGAGUAUGUAAAGCAUAGAUAAAUUAAAAUAAAUAAAUGAAAAAUAAA
This is a messenger RNA of Aedes aegypti (yellow fever mosquito), 3919 nucleotides long. RefSeq names its product matrix metalloproteinase-2 (gene Mmp2). Lineage: Eukaryota; Metazoa; Arthropoda; Insecta; Diptera; Culicidae. Gene Ontology annotation, molecular function: zinc ion binding; metalloendopeptidase activity. Gene Ontology annotation, biological process: extracellular matrix organization; proteolysis; collagen catabolic process. The transcript has 7 exons. The record is from RefSeq and is a predicted model, not a curated record. Gene Ontology annotation, cellular component: extracellular matrix. Bases 1354 to 2964 code for a protein of 536 amino acids.